CCCAGUUACUCAGCGGGACUGGGGGAGUCACACAACUGUUUCAUUUCGUAGCUGACCGUCUCACCGUGCAUGAAAGCGCUUGAUCAUUCUGCUGAACCAGCAGUUGAGUAUUCUUGUUGUAGAAUACCCGCAGUCUGCUACAGACUCUUUCGCUGUGCAAGGCAAGACGUAGCCAAAGUCUUUCGUGGAUAAGGCAGUCUUUCAAGUGGAUCGGCCCAUGAGUUUUCCGGACUAAGACUCCAUCGGUGUAACCAGAAAAGCAACAGACCAAAGCUCAACUUUUUCUUGUUGACUUAUACUUUAUAGCGUCAAGACGUAUCAGUGCUCGAGUACCAGUAGUAGUGUAUCUCACCGCCGUGUCGGUGUAGCAUACGCGGCCCGGUGUCUCGUCGCUUUCGGCCUCUCUUCAAAAUCUUCGGAACCUUCGUUCGACAGCCAGCUAGAACAUGACCGUCGAGCGCGGUAUGUUUCCGGGGAGCAGAAGAAUCAGUAGUAGCGGUGCGCGUUGCUUUCUCUUGUUCUUCUGCCUGAACUGCGCACUGGUCGCAACAAGCACCGCAAGAAAAGUUUGUCCCGGAACGGGGAAUCAACGGUUGAGCUAUAAUGUCCUGAGAGCGCGGUUUGAAGGAUGUGAAUCCGUUCAGGGGAGCCUGGAUCUAAUCAGGCUGGAACGUGCCAACGUCACGGAGAACAGGACGUACGACUUCCUGAGCUCCAUACGCGAGAUCAGUGGGUAUUUGAGAGUUACUCUAGGGCCGGCGGAGUCCAUACCCCUUGAGAACCUGGCUGUGAUACGUGGUGAAGAGCUGUACGCGGCUGGGGGAUAUGCACUGUUUGUGUCAUCACUUCCCUCCCUGACCACCAUUGACCUCUCGUCCCUUGGAGAUAUACUCACCGGGAACAUCGGCUUCUUCAGUGCUCCGGCGCUUUGCUUUGUCCGGACGAGUGUGAUGUGGAAUGACAUUGUCAAGAAUGAUCAGUCCAGAGUUGUCUCACUUGCCGGAGCUGGUGGAUCGGCUUCUAGCUGUGGCAGCUGCAAUGCACAGUGCAGUGGCUCUUGCUGGGACACUAGCAACUCUACUUGUCAGAAAUUGACCUACCUGAGUUGCCAAAGCUGUGGCAAUCGCCGGUGCGUGUCAUCCAACCCUCAGAUUUGCUGCCAUUCGGAAUGUGUAGGCGGCUGCACCGGUCCAGCAAAUUCCCAGUGUCUCGCGUGUAAGAAUUACAACAGUGAUGGAUCCUGCGUAGCGCUGUGCCCGCCGCUAACAAUUCUAGACCCGCGCACUUUCAGCGAGGUGGUUAAUCCUAAGGGUCGCUAUGCCUAUCGUCACGAGUGCGUUACGUCAUGUCCAAGCUCUCUUCUCGUUGAAGGUCAGUUUUGUGUGGACCGUUGCUCUUCUGGCCGACAGGUGCAGAAUGGUGUGUGCGUGCCAUGCAAUGGACCGUGUCCCAAGCGAUGCAACGGAACCGCAAACGAUCCAGCUUCCUCCACCAAGUACUUGACCAAGGCAAACAGCCGCACAUUUGAGAACUGUACCGAGGUGGAUGGCAGCAUUCUCAUUACAGUGGAGAGUGUUCUGGUGUCUGGCAUAACAGCUGUGGAUCUGCAGUACCUGUCAAGCAUUAGGGUGAUCAGUGGCUGUCUGCGAGUGGACAAUUUUAACAUCGUUGAGGAUAUAUCAUUUCUAAGCCAGCUGAAGACGAUCAUGGGCCUCUUUCCCCAGGACUGUAGACUGGGUGGCGCUGACUAUGGCCUGGUUAUGUGGAGAAACGCCAACCUAACGUCUGUGGGUCUGUCGUCGCUGAGACUAGUGAACAGGCCUGCGGUGGUGGCGAUGAAUCCCAGACUAUGCUACGCUCAAACUAUUAACUGGACCAGCAUCGUCCCAGCAGGACAGGGCGCUACCGUGUCCACUGGCAAUGCCAAUGCUACCACCUGUGAGGUACUGGGUUACACUUGCCAUGCCCAGUGUAAUACAACCUUUGGCUGCUGGGGACCGUCACCGGCCGAUUGCCUGCGGUGCAGUGGAUUUCGCUUUGAGGGUGUUUGCCGGACGACCUGCAACACGGCACGGCCAACAUACGGUGAGGUUACGCAGAAUGAGUGCCUCCCGUGUCAUCCUCAAUGCCUGGAUUCUUGUACAGGACCCCUGCCUUCCCAAUGCUCUCGGUGUCGGCAAUUCACGGAUAACAAUGUGUGCGUUGAGAGGUGCCCGGCUAACACCUACGGGGAUUCGGCAGGCCUGUGCCAAACAUGCCCGGGUGUGUGCAGAGGUGGAUGCAGCGGACCAGGGCUGUACCUGGGCCAGGGCGGCUGCAAUGAUUGCGAACAGGUCAUCCGGCCGGUUACACUCGCCGAUGGCUCUGUUGAUGGAACGCCAACUUGUCUGGAUGCAGCAUCACAAUGCCCAGCUACUACAUACCAGACCUCGCCCAAUCGAGUGGAUGAUCCAUACUUUGGAAAGCUGGUGUGUGAGCAUUGCCACCCGCAGUGUAGCGUCUGCACUGGUCCUGCAGCAACAGAGUGCUCCAGCUGUGUCAAUGCCAGGCUAGUAAGCGGCUCCCGUGCUGAAUGCCUUGCAACAUGCCCAGCGAGCUACUACAAGGACGUCACGACGGGGAUAUGUGAAUCGUGCAGCUCACAGUGUGAUCCGGAUUAUUCUUGCCGUGGUCCACUGGCAAGUGACUGUGAGAGAUGUCAGAGCUUCAAUCAGACUAUGCCAAAUGUCACCACCACCGCCAUGAGCAAUACAUCUGUACCAGGGCAAAUGCAGUCCGCAGGAUUUGAGUGUGUCUCCCAAUGCCGUCUGGAGCAGUUCAUCCUCAGCACGAACCAGUCUCAGAUAUGUGUAGCGCAGUGCCCGCGCGAUAACUUUGCCGGUUCCAGUCGAACAUGCCAGCCAUGCCACAGCCUGUGCUCCCCUUUGCAUGGCUGCAAGGGCCCACUAGCCAGGCAGUGCACACGUUGCAAGUACGUAGAGUUGAAUGACCAAUGCUUGCGGACGUGCCCAUCUGGUUAUCUGGUACGGAAUGCCAGCAGCCCGGACACAGCCUUAGCACCGCAGCAGUGCUUGCGCCAGGUCAACGACACCGACACCGGCGGUAAUGACCCGACGGCCGAAGAAUCACUGAUUGGACCUGGAAUCGGUGCUGGCAUUGGCUGCCUCAUUGCGGUUGCGCUAGCACUUGUUCUGCUGGUGUUGGGCCAACGUCGUUAUCAGAGAUGGAAGAAGCAGCGCGCUGAAAAAGCCAUGGAGCUACAAGCAAGAGACAACCCAGUGUAUGGUGGUGGCGAUGGUGAUGAUGAGAUGGGCAUGACACUUCAGCCUGCACCAGCCAAGAAGGCACCAACACGUGGUGUGCUGAACCUCAUACCCAGGCCUUGCUUGGAAAUAGGAGAACAGCUUGGCUCUGGUGCGUAUGGAGUCGUUUAUCAGGGUACCUGGACGGAAGAUGGAGUGCAAACCUCUGAUGUAGCCAUAAAGGUGCUGAACUCUGCUGCCGCAUCAAAUGCCCACAAAGAACUGCUAGAUGAAUCGGCUGUAAUGAGUUCGCUGGAGCAUCAGAACUUGAUUCGCCUUCUCGGUAUCUGCAUGGAACCGAGCAUCAUGAUGGUAUCGGAGCUGGCGCCGCUGGGCUCGCUGCUGGGAUUCUUGAGAGUGCGUAAGGAAACGCUCUACGGACACAACCUGUUGCUCUACUGCCAGCAGAUCAGUGAUGGUAUGCACUACCUGGAGGAGCAGUCAGUCGUGCACUGUGACCUGGCUGCUAGAAACGUCCUGGUGGAGCACCCAAACCUGGUGAAACUCACCGACUUCGGCCUGGCAAGGCUGCUGGAUGUUGGUCAGAAAGAGAUAGCUGCUGAGGCCACACAAAAGCUUCCCAUCAAGUGGUUGGCACCAGAAACGAUCUUGCAGAAGAAGUUCACGCAUGCGUCUGAUGUCUGGAGUUUUGGAAUCACUGCCUGGGAAGUGCUGACGUUUGGCAACUCUCCAUACAGGCGAGUACCACUACACGGUGUACUGCCACUGUUAGAGUCUGGUGAACGACUCCCUCAACCCACGGCUGCCAGUGAUAGUCUAUAUAAACUCAUGAGAGAAUGCUGGCGUCGGCUUCACCCGACACACCGGCCAUCGUUUCUUGACAUCCGGCAGCAGCUGGCCAAGAUGCGGAUGACCCCCAUGGACUUUGUUCAGACAAAGGCUGACAAGUUGGCUCAGGGUGCGGGCAAGGCGGGUACAGAGGGUAUCUACAAUGAGCCUGACUUUGACCUGACCCAAGAGGACCUGGCUCAGUAUGAUGACGAUGGUUACAUGGAUCCGUCAACCGAGGCUGACUAUGAUAACGCCGCCCGCAGGACUCCCGGUCCAGUGUCCGAUGGCAAUGAAGAUGACACAACAGCCGAGUACGACAACACGCAGGCCAUUGCUCCAGUUGAGGCAGAGUACGACAACACACAGGCUGCUGCCGCUCCACCAAUAGCUGAGUAUGACAAUGUGGCUGGUGCUGGGUCCCCGGACGAGGUGGGAUAUCAAGAACCGUUUAAAACCCCGCCGCAGACUGCCGGGCGAGGUGGCGGCGGCGGCGGUGACAUUGCGGAGAUGAACGAUGCCACCUACGACAACUGCACUGCAGCUCCAUUGCCUGUCACGGUGCCGGUAGAGGAGUCCUCAACUCACCGCUUACACACUCCUCCACAGUACAGCAAUCUGCCUGCCACUAGCCCCGGAGGAAACGACAUCAUGGAAAAUGAAUAUAUAGAGAAGGCCGCAACCUCACCGAUAGGCUACAUCAACCGGACACACCUCGCUGAAUCCGGUGACGACUUUCAGUACGCCCUUGCGACCAGCGCCUUACCCAUGGCCAGGUCCGAAUCAACACCACAGCCCGAGGAGGACGGUUACUGCGUGCCACGGUCAGCCAUUACCGACCCUUACACUAUGGUACCAGCAGCACAUCCAUCGCCACGAAGGGAAAACUCGCUCCUUGCAGACGGUAACGUGGUUGUCAUGGUGAACAAAUCACCACCACCAACGGACGCCCUAGCCCCGGUGGUGGGAAACAAUGCCAGUGGAAAUAGGACCAGUAUGUUAGAAGCAACAAACACACUCGACCUUGGCAAUUCUCAGACCGAGAAUGUUCAGUUAUAGAUCAUGUACUUGAGCAACUGUGACAACAGAAACCCGUCCACACGUCCGCACGGUUAGGGAAGAUAUGAGCACACAACACACACUUUUCUACGCAAUUUUACCUACCUGUUGAGAUCUACCCGUACCCUAUUCCUCCAAAAUGGCUACCAAUAUUGAAUAGAUUUCUACCUUUCUUUAGGAAUUUUUUUCUGAAUAUGGUUCAUGUAUGCUUGAGAUACAUGCACGACUUUCAAGUCAACUAUUGGGACUGUUAGGUAAACCAAAGCAGAGAGAGCCACCAGCCACGGCUUUCGCUAUCCCCUUUCAACAAACAUGGCCUUGCUCUUUGAGACAUUGAGCGUAUACCAAGAGCACAUUUCUUUUUAGACUCUUCGCGAUCAUUCCGAGUGACUCUUCGCGAUCAUUCCGAGUGUUAUAAUAAUAUGCAUGAAAUGUGAUAUUUAUCUACUUAUAACCGAGACUAUCUACCUGUUAAUCUUAUGUAUCCUACUCUAUGUUAUGUUAUAUCAAAGCUCUGCUACUAGUUGGAA
Molecule: messenger RNA, 5680 nt
Organism: Sycon ciliatum
Lineage: Eukaryota; Metazoa; Porifera; Calcarea; Leucosolenida; Sycettidae
Product: receptor tyrosine-protein kinase erbB-4-like
Exons: 24
Coding region: 447-5150 (1567 amino acids)
Biological process (GO): cell surface receptor protein tyrosine kinase signaling pathway; positive regulation of kinase activity; protein phosphorylation
Cellular component (GO): basal plasma membrane; plasma membrane; signaling receptor complex
Molecular function (GO): transmembrane receptor protein tyrosine kinase activity; ATP binding
Source: RefSeq, a predicted model, not a curated record